Pipistrellus nathusii (Nathusius's pipistrelle) is the source of this 1560-nucleotide messenger RNA. Lineage: Eukaryota; Metazoa; Chordata; Mammalia; Chiroptera; Vespertilionidae. The record is from the annotation of a GenBank genome assembly.
AUGGAUCUGGUCGGAGUGUCAUCGCCGGAACCCGGGCCGGCAGCGGCCUGGGGACCCAAGAAGUGUCCAUGGGCUACUCCUCAAAAGACAAUAUCCUGUUCUUUGGCUGAUGUCAUGAGUGAGCAGUUGGCUAAAGAGUUGCAAUUAGAAGAAGAAGCUGCUGCUUUUCCUAAAGUUGCUGUUGCUGAAGGACCAUUUCUUACUGGAGAAAACACUGAUACUUCUAGCGACCUAAUGCUGGCUCAGAUGCUACAAAUGGAAUUUGACAGAGAAUAUGAUGCACAGCUUAGGCGUGAAGAAAAAAAAUUCAAUGGCGAUAGCAAAGUUUCCAUUUCCUUUGAAAAUUAUCGAAAAGUGCAUCCCUAUGAAGACAGUGAUAGCUCUGAAGAUGAGGUUGACUGGCAGGAUACUCGAGAUGAUCCCUAUAGACCAGCAAAACCAGUUCCUACUCCCAAAAAGGGUUUUAUUGGAAAAGGAAAAGACAUCACCACCAAACAUGAUGAAGUAGUAUGUGGGAGAAAGAAUACAGCCAGAAUGGAACAUUUUGCACCUGGGUUUCAGGUAGGAGAUGGAAUUGGAAUGGAUUUAAAACUAUCAAACCAUGUUUUCAAUGCUUUAAAACAACAUGCCUACUCAGAAGAACGUCGAAGUGCCCGUCUCCACGAGAAAAAAGAACACUCUACUGCAGAAAAAGCAGUUGAUCCUAAGACACGCUUACUUAUGUAUAAAAUGGUCAACUCGGGAAUGUUGGAGACCAUCACUGGCUGCAUCAGCACCGGGAAGGAAUCUGUUGUCUUUCAUGCUUAUGGAGGGAGCAUGGAAGAUGAAAAAGAAUAUAGUAAAUUUAUACCUACAGAAUGUGCCAUCAAGGUAUUUAAAACAACCCUUAAUGAGUUUAAGAACCGUGACAAAUAUAUUAAAGACGAUUUCAGGUUUAAAGAUCGCUUCAGUAAACUAAAUCCACGUAAGAUCAUCCGAAUGUGGGCAGAAAAGGAAAUGCACAACCUCACCAGAAUGCAGAAAGCUGGAAUUCCUUGCCCAGCAGUUGUGCUGCUCAAGAAACACAUUUUAGUCAUGUCUUUCAUUGGCCAUGAUCAAGUUCCAGCCCCUAAACUGAAAGAAGUAAAGCUCAGUAGUGAAGAAAUGACAGAAGCCUACUAUCAAACUGUUCACCUGAUGCAGCAGUUAUAUAACGAAUGCACGCUCGUGCAUGCCGACCUCAGUGAAUAUAACAUGCUGUGGCAUGCUGGGAAGGUUUGGUUGAUUGAUGUCAGUCAGUCUGUAGAACCAACCCAUCCUCAUGGCCUGGAGUUCUUGUUCCGUGACUGUAGGAAUGUCUCACAGUUUUUCCAGAAGGGCGGAGUAAAGGAAGCACUUAAUGAACGGGAGCUCUUCAAUGCUGUGUCUGGUUUAAACAUCUCAGCAGACAACGAGGCUGACUUCUUGGCUGAGAUAGAAGCUUUAGAGAAAAUGAAUGAAGAUCACGUUCAGAAGAAUGGAAGGAAAGCUGCUUCAUUUUUGAAAGACGACGAAGGUCCUCCAGUUCCACACGAUGAAUAG